GCCCCGGACUCUGAGCCAGAGCGCAGCGGCGAGCGUGACUCCGCCAUCAGGUCCCCGGCUCCCUCCCUGGGCCUAGCCCACUCCGCUGCGCCAGCUCCGCGGGCAGUGAGUUCGGGGGACAACGGAACCCGGGGCUCCCUCGCACCAACCCCAAAUCCUGCCCUCCUGGCGAUGAGGCUUUGCUAGGGCACCUCCACAAUCCCGGCAUGACGGAGGAGGAGGAAAGGACUGAGGGAUCCCCUCAUAGCCAGCUGGGAGCGGGCUGGGAGGCCACAGGGAGGGUCUGAAAAAGGAGACGGGAUUGCCACGAGGUUUGGGGGCGCGGGGAGAUAGCGGCUUGGAACGGGUUAGAAAAGCUCAGGUGGGGCCCGCCGGGCCGAAGCAGGUAAUCCGGCGCCCGGCCCUAGCCAGCCUCGGGGCUCUGGGCGGGGGAGAUCAUGGCCCGCCUCUUCAGCCCCCGGCCACCCCCCAGCGAAGACCUCUUCUACGAGACCUACUACAGCCUGAGCCAGCAGUACCCGCUGCUGCUGCUGCUGCUGGGGAUCGUGCUCUGUGCGCUCGCGGCGCUGCUCGCGGUUGCCUGGGCCAGCGGCAGGGAGCUGACUUCAGACCCGAGCUUCCUGACCACUGUGCUGUGCGCGCUGGGCGGCUUCUCGCUGCUGCUGGGCCUCGCUUCCCGCGAGCAGCGACUGCAGCGCUGGACGCGUCCUCUGUCCGGCUUGGUGUGGGUCGCGCUGCUAGCGCUAGGCCACGCCUUCCUGUUCACCGGGGGCGUGGUGAGCGCCUGGGACCAGGUGUCCUAUUUUCUCUUCGUCAUCUUCACGGUGUAUGCCAUGCUGCCCUUGGGCAUGCGGGACGCCGCCGUCGCGGGCCUCGCCUCCUCACUCUCGCAUCUACUGGUCCUGGGGCUGUAUCUUGGGCCACAGCCGGACUCACGGCCUGCACUGCUGCCGCAGUUGGCAGCAAAUGCAGUGCUGUUCCUGUGCGGGAACGUGGCAGGAGUGUACCACAAGGCGCUGAUGGAGCGCGCCCUGCGGGCCACGUUCCGGGAGGCACUCAGCUCCUUGCACUCGCGCCGGCGGCUGGACACCGAAAAGAAGCACCAGGAACACCUUCUCUUGUCCAUCCUUCCUGCCUACCUGGCCCGAGAGAUGAAAGCAGAGAUCAUGGCACGGCUGCAGGCAGGACAGGGGUCACGGCCAGAAAGCACCAACAAUUUCCACAGCCUCUAUGUCAAGAGGCACCAGGGAGUCAGUGUGCUGUAUGCUGACAUUGUGGGCUUCACGCGGCUGGCCAGCGAGUGUUCCCCUAAGGAGCUGGUGCUCAUGCUCAAUGAGCUCUUUGGCAAGUUUGACCAGAUCGCCAAGGAGCAUGAAUGCAUGCGGAUCAAGAUCCUGGGGGACUGUUACUACUGUGUCUCCGGACUGCCACUCUCACUGCCAGACCAUGCCAUCAACUGUGUGCGCAUGGGGCUGGACAUGUGCCGGGCCAUCAGGAAACUGCGGGCAGCCACUGGCGUGGACAUCAACAUGCGUGUGGGCGUGCACUCAGGCAGUGUACUCUGUGGAGUCAUCGGGCUGCAGAAGUGGCAGUAUGACGUUUGGUCCCAUGAUGUUACACUGGCUAACCACAUGGAGGCAGGCGGUGUACCAGGGCGAGUGCACAUCACAGGGGCUACCCUGGCCCUGCUGGCAGGGGCUUAUGCUGUGGAGGACGCAGGCAUGGAGCAUCGGGAUCCCUACCUUCGGGAGCUAGGGGAGCCCACUUAUCUGGUCAUUGAUCCACGGGCAGAGGAGGAGGAUGAGAAGGGCACUGCAGGAGGCUUGCUCUCCUCGCUUGAGGGCCCCAAGAUGCGUCCAUCACUGCUGAUGACCCGUUACCUGGAGUCCUGGGGUGCAGCCAAGCCUUUUGCCCACCUGAGCCACGUAGACAGCCCUGUGUCCACCUCCACCCCUCUCCAGGAGAAGACCCUGGCUUCCUUCAGCCCCCAGUGGAGCCUAGAUCGAAGCCGUAACCCCCGUGGACUAGAUGAUGAACUGGACACCGGGGAUGCCAAGUUCUUCCAGGUCAUUGAGCAGCUCAACUCACAGAAACAGUGGAAGCAGUCGAAGGACUUCAACCCACUGACACUGUACUUCAGAGAGAAGGAGAUGGAGAAAGAGUACCGACUCUCUGCAAUCCCCGCCUUCAAAUACUAUGAAGCCUGCACCUUCCUGGUUUUUCUCUCCAACUUCAUCAUCCAGAUGCUAGUGACAAACAGGCCCCCAGCUCUGGCCAUCACGUAUAGCAUCACCUUCCUCCUCUUCCUCCUCCUCCUUUUUGUCUGCUUCUCAGAGGACCUGAUGAGGUGUGCCCUGAAAGGCCCCAAGAUGCUGCAUUGGCUGCCUGCACUGUCUGGCUUGGUGGCCACACGACCAGGACUGAGAAUAGCCUUGAGCACCGCCACCAUCCUCCUUGUCUUUGCCCUGGCCACUACCAGCCUGGAUUUAGACUCAUUCCUAGAAUUCUAUUCCUGGAGGGCACCUGGGAAUCACCCAUCAGCCAAGUUACAGAAGAGGAAGCUAAGGCCCAGAGAGGCUAAGUGGCUGGCAAGAGCUCACACAGUGGCUCAGAGUCAGAGAAGUACUCUUGAUGCCCCUCACAUAACUCCUCCCCCAGUGAGGACCCCAGUGCUGAGGUUCCCUUCCCUACCAGAAAUAGCAGAAUCCACCCCUUUGGACGAGUCUGGCCCUGACUCAUCUCUGGGUCAGCUGAAACCCAGCACAAGCCACCAUUGUGCCCAAGAAACUACCUGCCUCUUCAGCUCCUCAUCUCCUCUGCAGUUCUUCUUCCCAACAUCAUCAGACUGCCCUUUCCAAGCUCCCAAUGUGUCCUCCAUGAUUUCCAACCUCUCCUGGGAGCUCCCUGGGUCUCUGCCUCUCAUCAGUGUCCCAUACUCCAUGCACUGCUGCACGCUGGGCUUCCUCUCCUGCUCCCUCUUUCUGCACAUGAGCUUCGAGCUGAAGCUGCUGCUGCUCCUGCUGUGGCUGGCGGCAUCCUGCUCCCUCUUCCUACACUCCCACGCCUGGCUGUCCGACUGCCUCAUCGUCCGCCUCUAUCUGGGCCCCUUGGACUCCAGGCCCGGAGUGCUGAAGGAGCCCAAACUCAUGGGUGCUAUCUCCUUCUUCAUCUUCUUCUUCACCCUCCUUGUCCUGGCUCGCCAGAAUGAGUACUACUGCCGCCUGGACUUCCUGUGGAAGAAGAAGCUGAGGCAGGAGCGGGAGGAGACAGAGACGAUGGAGAACCUGACUCGGCUGCUCUUGGAGAAUGUGCUCCCUGCACACGUGGCCCCCCAGUUCAUUGGCCAGAACCGGCGCAACGAGGAUCUCUACCACCAGUCCUACGAAUGCGUUUGUGUCCUCUUCGCUUCAGUCCCAGACUUCAAGGAGUUCUACUCUGAAUCCAACAUCAAUCAUGAGGGCCUAGAGUGUCUGAGGCUGCUCAAUGAAAUAAUUGCUGAUUUUGAUGAGCUGCUCUCCAAGCCCAAGUUCAGUGGGGUGGAGAAGAUCAAGACCAUUGGCAGCACCUACAUGGCAGCCACAGGAUUAAAUGCCACCUCUGGACAGGAUGCACAACAGGAUGCUGAACGGAGCUGCAGCCACCUUGGCACUAUGGUGGAAUUUGCCGUUGCCCUGGGGUCUAAGCUGGACGUCAUCAACAAGCAUUCAUUCAACAACUUCCGCCUGCGUGUGGGGUUGAACCAUGGACCAGUAGUAGCUGGAGUUAUUGGGGCCCAGAAGCCACAAUAUGACAUUUGGGGCAACACAGUGAACGUGGCCAGCCGCAUGGAGAGUACAGGAGUCCUUGGCAAAAUCCAAGUGACUGAGGAGACAGCCUGGGCCCUACAGUCCCUGGGCUACACCUGCUACAGCCGGGGGGUCAUCAAGGUGAAAGGCAAAGGGCAGCUCUGCACCUACUUCCUGAACACAGACUUGACACGAAGUGGACCUCCUUCAGUUACCCUAGGCUGAGAUUGCACUCCCCUUCUAAGAACCUCAAUAAAGAGACUCUGGGGUGUCUGGA
Messenger RNA from Rhinopithecus roxellana (golden snub-nosed monkey), 4062 nucleotides. It is a transcript of the gene ADCY4, whose product is annotated as adenylate cyclase 4. Gene Ontology annotation, molecular function: adenylate cyclase activity. The record is from RefSeq and is a predicted model, not a curated record. Bases 438 to 4010 code for a protein of 1190 amino acids. Gene Ontology annotation, biological process: intracellular signal transduction; adenylate cyclase-activating G protein-coupled receptor signaling pathway; cAMP biosynthetic process. The transcript is spliced from 25 exons. Gene Ontology annotation, cellular component: plasma membrane. NCBI's taxonomy places the organism in Eukaryota, Metazoa, Chordata, Mammalia, Primates, Cercopithecidae.